This is a messenger RNA of Anthonomus grandis grandis, 978 nucleotides long. RefSeq lists its product as uncharacterized. The coding region runs from base 114 to 929 and encodes 271 amino acids. The record is from RefSeq and is a predicted model, not a curated record. Gene Ontology annotation, molecular function: serine-type endopeptidase activity. The transcript is spliced from 2 exons. NCBI's taxonomy places the organism in Eukaryota, Metazoa, Arthropoda, Insecta, Coleoptera, Curculionidae. Gene Ontology annotation, biological process: proteolysis.
UAAUAAUUUACACAAUUGUCUAUUUUUAUUUACUACUAAUUGUAUUUUUUCAAACGUAUAAAUAAGGCAUAUCCACAAUAGACAUAACAGUUAUCUAUCACUUAGAAGAUAAUAUGAAGAUUCUUGUAGUUGUUUUGACCGCACUCAGCUUGGCUUGUGCUGCUCCCAGCAUAGACCAAGAGGAUCUAAAUGAAACCUGGCCUAUCUACAGACCAACUGUUGGUGGUAGAAUCGUAGGUGGAGUGGUGGCCAAUAUCCAAGACCUUCCCUGGCAAGUAGCCAUUUUAAGAAACGGCGCUCAAAUCUGCGGAGGAAGUCUCCUCGCAGCCAGAGUAGUAUUGACUGCAGCUCACUGCGUUGCUCCCAGCGUCAUUUCCAAUAUUGCACAACUUAAUAUCCGUUCCGGUUCAAACUUGCAUAACAAUGGAGGACUUCGCGUAGCAACAUCUAGGUUGAUCAUUCAUUCUCAAUACCGGGAUUGCGAAAAUUGCGCCCCAGACUAUGAUAUUGCUGUUAUUCAUUUAGCAGCUAAUGCCAUAGCUACUGGUGUACCUGCUGCCGCUGUGCCUUUAUGGGAUGCCAAUACCAAUUUUGCUGCUGGAACCUACGGUACUGUUUCUGGAUGGGGCAGAACCGCUGAAAAUGGUGCUACUUCUGUUCAAUUGAGACGCGUUAAUGUACCGGUUGUUUCCAACGCUAACUGUCGCCUUGUCUAUGGAUCAAUUAUUUCUACUAGAACUAUCUGCGCUGGAUAUUCUGCUGGUGGAAGAGACUCUUGUCAAGGAGACUCUGGCGGACCGUUGGUAAUUCAAAACAGACUUGCCGGUGUUGUUUCUUUCGGUGCUGGAUGUGCCAGACCAGGAUUCCCUGGAGUUUAUGCCAGUGUUCCUGGAUUCAGAGCUUGGAUCAGGACUAAUGCUGGCGUAUAAAGCAUACUCGAUCUAUUUCCACAAUAAAUAAUAAAUAAUUAGAAAGCUG